AUGAGCGGAAUAACAGUUGAGAUCAGUUCUUUGCAGGGAACAUACAAAAGAAUCAGAAGGGUACACAAAAUUCCUAUUUUUUCUGUCGCCCCACCAGUCGCCGCCCCGCACAGAAGCGGUAACAUCAUUCCUCCCAUUCCUUCUGUCCAACAUCAAAUCUACAUCAUCCCCGAACACAACGUCGGUUUCUUCCUUUCGCAAGAACAACACCUUUUAUUGCUAGUUUCGCUUUUUAAACAAUUCACCCAGAAGAAAAUCGCAGCAAUGGCCCUCAGAGCUCAGUUCGAGAAUUCAAAUGAAGUCGGUGUUUUUGCGACGCUUACAAAUUCGUACGCGCUCGUCGCUACAGGGGGAUCGAUGAACUUCUACAGUGUUUUCGAGGCUGAAUUGGCGGAUAUCAUUCCCAUAUGCCACACCACCAUCGCCGGAACCAGAAUUGUUGGAAGAUUGACCGCUGGAAACCGAAAAGGACUCCUAGUUCCCACUUCAACAACUGAUCAGGAGCUGCAGCAUCUCAGGAACUCAAUUCCAGAGUCAGUGAAGAUUCAGCGUAUCGAGGAACGGUUAUCAGCGCUUGGAAACGUUAUCUGCUGUAACGACCACGUCGCCUUGGUCCAUCCCGACAUUGAGCGCGAGACAGAGGAGAUCAUUGCGGAUAUCUUGGGAGUUGAGGUCUUCAGACAGACUAUCUCCGAGAACGUCCUUGUCGGUUCCUACUGCUCCCUCUCCAACCAGGGCGGUAUCGUCCACCCCAAGACCUCAAUAGAGGAUCAAGACGAGCUUUCAUCACUUCUUCAAGUCCCCCUAGUCGCCGGUAGUGUUAACCGUGGUUCCCCCGUCGUCGGCGCAGGAAUGGUUGUCAACGACUGGAUGGCUGUUACUGGACUUGACACCACUGCGACAGAACUGUCAGUUGUGGAGAGUGUCUUCAAGCUCGGAGAGGGCAUGGGGCCUGGAAAUGUCCAAGGAUCACUGAGAGAUACUAUGGUGGAGACAUUUUAUUAA
Morchella importuna is the source of this 1005-nucleotide messenger RNA. RefSeq lists its product as uncharacterized. Gene Ontology annotation, cellular component: preribosome, large subunit precursor; cytosol; nucleolus. The transcript has 7 exons. Gene Ontology annotation, biological process: cytosolic ribosome assembly; assembly of large subunit precursor of preribosome; maturation of LSU-rRNA. The record is from RefSeq and is a predicted model, not a curated record. Gene Ontology annotation, molecular function: ribosomal large subunit binding. NCBI's taxonomy places the organism in Eukaryota, Fungi, Ascomycota, Pezizomycetes, Pezizales, Morchellaceae. The coding region runs from base 1 to 1005 and encodes 334 amino acids.